Molecule: messenger RNA, 1696 nt
Organism: Chaetura pelagica (chimney swift)
Lineage: Eukaryota; Metazoa; Chordata; Aves; Apodiformes; Apodidae
Gene: PSMC1
Product: proteasome (prosome, macropain) 26S subunit, ATPase, 1
Exons: 12
Coding region: 1-1533 (510 amino acids)
Biological process (GO): proteasome-mediated ubiquitin-dependent protein catabolic process
Cellular component (GO): proteasome regulatory particle, base subcomplex
Molecular function (GO): proteasome-activating activity; ATP hydrolysis activity; ATP binding
Source: RefSeq, a predicted model, not a curated record
AUGGCGCUUGCCUCUCUCAGAGGAUCAGUGAGCUUCGGCACUGACUUUUCGAUGCAAUCAAUACCAACCAACAAGGAAUGUGUUGUGAUCUACAUUGAGCAGAUGUUUGACCUUAAUAGCUUUGAAUAUGUGACUCCAGCUUGUCAUUACUCAACAUUACCGUUCAUCCAUAUCAAUGUCAACAAGACUAGAGGAGCUUCUGAGAAGCUACAGGGUCAAAGCCAGAGCGGUGGGCACGGCCCUGGCGGUGGCAAGAAGGAUGACAAGGAUAAGAAGAAGAAAUAUGAACCCCCAGUUCCAACCAGAGUGGGGAAGAAGAAGAAGAAAACCAAGGGACCAGAUGCUGCCAGCAAGCUGCCCCUGGUGACUCCUCACACACAGUGUAGACUCAAAUUGUUGAAAUUGGAGAGAAUUAAAGAUUACCUCUUAAUGGAGGAAGAAUUUAUCAGGAAUCAAGAACAGAUGAAACCUUUGGAAGAAAAACAAGAGGAAGAAAGGUCUAAGGUAGAUGAUCUGAGGGGAACACCCAUGUCUGUGGGUACCCUGGAGGAGAUCAUUGAUGAUAACCACGCCAUCGUGUCCACCUCGGUCGGGUCGGAACACUACGUCAGCAUUCUGUCCUUCGUGGACAAGGAUCUGCUGGAGCCAGGCUGCUCUGUUUUGCUGAAUCAUAAGGUUCAUGCUGUGAUAGGAGUCCUGAUGGAUGACACAGAUCCUUUAGUUACUGUGAUGAAAGUGGAGAAAGCUCCUCAAGAAACUUAUGCUGACAUUGGUGGCCUUGACAACCAGAUUCAAGAAAUCAAGGAGUCUGUGGAGCUUCCUCUCACCCAUCCUGAGUAUUAUGAAGAGAUGGGUAUAAAACCACCCAAAGGAGUCAUUCUGUAUGGCCCACCUGGCACAGGUAAAACUUUGCUAGCCAAAGCCGUGGCGAACCAGACUUCAGCGACCUUCCUGCGGGUGGUCGGCUCGGAGCUGAUUCAGAAGUACCUGGGCGACGGCCCCAAGCUGGUGCGCGAGCUGUUCCGCGUGGCCGAGGAGCACGCGCCCUCCAUCGUCUUCAUCGAUGAGAUCGAUGCCAUCGGUACAAAGAGGUAUGACUCAAAUUCAGGUGGUGAGAGAGAGAUCCAGCGUACAAUGCUGGAGCUGCUGAACCAGCUGGAUGGGUUUGACUCUCGGGGGGAUGUUAAAGUUAUCAUGGCUACAAACAGAAUAGAAACACUGGACCCAGCUUUGAUUAGGCCAGGACGUAUUGAUCGGAAAAUAGAGUUCCCUCUACCUGAUGAAAAGACCAAGAAACGAAUCUUUCAGAUUCACACAAGCAGGAUGACACUGGCAGAUGAUGUGACUUUGGAUGAGCUGAUUAUGGCAAAAGAUGAUCUCAGUGGUGCAGAUAUUAAGGCCAUUUGUACAGAAGCUGGACUGAUGGCUUUGCGGGAGCGGCGCAUGAAAGUAACAAAUGAAGACUUCAAAAAGUCUAAAGAGAAUGUUCUCUACAAGAAGCAGGAGGGAACCCCGGAAGGGCUGUAUCUUUAAGUGACCUGUCUCUGGGGACUAUUGGGAACUGUUUCUGUGGUUGAGAGUUGUGUAAAACCACGUAGCCUAGCUAGAUGUCAUUCAGUGAGAGGUUCAGUCCUGGUGGAGUGUGGUUUUACAGCCAGUGUAACACUUCAUUUCCCAAAUAAACAUAUUUGAACUG